This is a messenger RNA of Symbiodinium pilosum, 981 nucleotides long. The record is from the annotation of a GenBank genome assembly. Lineage: Eukaryota; Dinophyceae; Suessiales; Symbiodiniaceae.
AUGGAAGCCCGGACUCCUGGGGCAUCGCAGGACCCUGUGCCGCCAACUUGGUUCCAUGACCCAGGCUUGCGAAAAGCACGCACUGGCGCUAGGUCGGAAUCCUUCUUUGACCGCGACAAUGCCGACCAACUGCAAGACUCCGGUUUGGACGUGGAGGCCGGAUCACGGCCCGAGCAGGCGGUCGUGGUGGAUCUCAGGACUCUUCGUGGCAGCCUGGGCAGCGAAACAAGCUUCUGUCCACCUUCGGUGAGGACGAGCGCCCAGGCGACCCCCCUCAUCAGCGCGUGCAGCUCUGUUGAGAUCUCUGUGGACCUUCCUCUGAGCAGCGCUCCGGCAAGGCAGACGAUGAUCCCCUGUGAGCCCAGCGCCUUUGGGGAGGGCGAGAUCGACCUGCGGGAGCUACACCGCCAGACCAGGCUGCCGGAGGCCAGUGAUGUCACAAAAGCUUCAGGUGAGCAAUUCUUCGCGCAGGGCCCCUGCUUCUCCAGCCAUGUUUGGAGAUACUACAAGGAUUCUGGAGCCUGGUCCGACGGCAUGUGUGCGGCCUUGCAACACCCUUUGCAUUGCACCAACUGUUGCUGUCCACCCUGCGCUAUGGUCAGAUUGUGGCGGACCCUUCAGCGUUCCUUACCUCUUGACGUUCGCUGUUGUGGGAAGCUUCUCUUCCGGGUUGAGACACCGCGUGGAGCUGGCCUUGCAACAUUGGCCGUGCUGCUGCUGAUCCUUUGUGUUGGUUUGGGUGUGGCCUUGUGGGCCGCCAUUCUGUUCGCCGUUGGCAACAAAUACCAAAUUGCGCACCUGAGGAAGUAUCCUUGCCUUGCCUUCAGCAAGACUUGCUGCUGUAUAUGCGCGAUGAACGUUCGAGUCGGCUUGCACGUGGAUCGGGCGCAAGGUUUCUUCAAGCCCAGCCGCGCAGUGUCAGCCAUGAUUGAGCUGCAACAGCAGCUUCCCAAUCUCGGGCGACCCGAGAGAGGCAAGUAG